AUGACCUGCGUGACUACUACCACUACCACUCCCUAUCAAUUCCAACUGCCGCCAUUACAGACCGAGCAAAGAGACGUCGCCAUUGCUAUAUAUGUAUACAUCUCAUAUGUCAAGUUUUUAACCCGUUUUCCCCCCUUUAUUUCCUCCUGAAUUUUGUUUUUUUUUGUCUGAAAAAUCCAAAUACAACUAUCUUCGUACUGAUUCUAGUAUUUAUUCAUAUAUAAAUAUAUAUAUUUGUGUAUAUUUCUUCCAUUGUCGGACAUCUACCAGAAAAAAAAGGAAAAAGAAAGAUCACCAGUAUCCAAGUUUUGUGGAUAAAAAUCAAAAUAUUCCCAAUUCAGAAUUACUAAGUGAUUUAGUAAAAGAAAAGACAGACUAACUAUUUGAUUGGCAAUCUAUUUGAUUGAAUUUAUGAAUCUUUAAUUCCAUAAAUUUGGCAGAAGGCUUCGAUGUAAGGGAAAAAAAUUCAUCCAAGAAGGCUCCAUCCCCAGAGAUAAAAAAGAAAGGAAGGAUCCUCCAACGGAUUUCCAUUCGAACGAAUCUUCUCAUAGAAGUGAAAAAUUAUUAAGAUUUGUUUAAGAUUUAGUUAUCAACAACCAUAGGGCUCGUGAACAGUUUCUGUCGUGGAAAGAACAGUCAAUUAGACACAUCUCUCUCUGUCUCUGCCUCUGAGAAGGACACCAGCAGCUUUUCUGGAGACACUCCGAGGAAGCAGAGCUCGGAUUCGAACCCCCACCACCAACGGAGAGUCGAAGAAAGGGGUCAGCACCAGUACCACCGACAACAACAACACCUUGACUACAAUCGCUGCGGUUACUCGUACUAUUACGCGACCAGCGGUCGCCACCAUCACUACCACUACAUCCACGACCACCACCACCAACAACAACAACAGCAUCAGCCCCACCACCACCACCACCAACAACAACAACAACAGCAGCCCCACCACCAACAACAGCACCUCCAUCACCACCACCAACAACAACAGCAGCAGCAUCCCCAGCACCUUCUCCACCUCCAUCACCACCUUCUCCGCUACCGCCACCAUCAUCAUCUCCAGCAGCAGCUCCUCCGCCUCCACCUACACCGUCAGCAUCAUCAUCACCACCACCACCGACACAAGAAGCAAUACGACGGCGGGGUGGCGGUGGAGGACGAAACGAUGACGGGUACGGACUGUGAAGACGGUCUCAUGGUACCCAAUAACGGGAAUUUCACCUGUGGCGUUGUCGAAGGUUUCUAUGGCAGACCAUGGACAACAGAUCAACGAAGAAUUUUAUUCAAAUGGAUGAGCAAAAUGGGACUCAACACAUACCUGUAUGCCCCGAAAGAUGAUUGUAAGCACAGAGCCAUGUGGCGUGAUUUAUAUUCUGUAGAAGAAGCUGAUUGCCUGACUGGUCUCAUUGAUGCUGCUCACGAUCAGAAUGUUGAGUUUGUGUAUGCGCUCUCGCCAGGUUUAGAUAUCACAUAUUCCAGUACCAAAGAUGUCACUGCCUUGAAGAGGAAGUUGGAGCAAGUUGCUACAUUUGGUUGUACAGCUUUUGCAUUACUCUUCGAUGACAUUGAUCCCCAACUGUGUGAAGCAGAUAAGAACAUAUUCCAGUCCAUCGCUGCAGCACAGGUGUCUGUCACCAACGAAACCUACCAACAUUUAGGACAGCUAAAAUUUUUAUUUUGUCCAACAGAGUACUGUUCAGCACGUGCUAUGCCUGCAGUAUCAAACUCUGAAUACUUGAGUACAAUUGGGGCCAAAUUGUUACCUGAUGUAGAUGUCAUGUGGACUGGUAACAAAGUUGUGAGCAAGAAAAUCACUAUACAGACUUUAGCAGAGGUGUCGAAGAUCUUACAGCGUCAACCUGUGAUCUGGGACAACAUUCACGCAAAUGAUUAUGACCCAAGGAGAGUCUUUCUGGGGCCUUAUGAUGGACGCUCUCCAGAAAUUAUCCCUUAUGUCAAAGGGGUUCUGACGAACCCAAACUGUGAAUUUGAGGCCAACUUUAUCCCACUGCACACCCUUGCCCAGUGGUGCAAGUCCAAUGUCAAUGGUGUUAAGAAGGAUAUCAUUGCAGGUGACCGCUUGAGUCCAAUUGCUUCUGACAUCAAACUGGAAACUGAAAUUGAUUUCACAUCUGAUGAGGACAUCCCUGCUAAAUUCGACACACGCUACCAACCGAGGGCUGCACUGAAGGUAGCCAUCAAUGAGUGGAUCAAAGAGUUGGCAUGCAGCCGUCACUCAGUGAGGCUAACAUUUCCAAAGCCAAUUGUGCCGUUGAUCCCAUCUGUGAAUACCUGUGCCACGGUGACCUCUCCAACAAUGACUCUGCCCACGGGCAGUAUGGUGUCUCCAAUGCCAGUUGGUAUGGUCGGUGGAGUUUUUCCAAAUAGCGAGGUUGUUGACAAUUCGGCAGCAUCGUCUUACAUGCAGCCAGUGAUGGCUCCAAUCAACAGCUUGGUCGAGCCGGAUUCGGUGGGAAUCGAUGCUGAGGUAAUAGGUGACCCUCUCUGCCCAGACACUGAGCCGAUGGACUGUUUCCCCUUUGUUGCUGCCACCACCUCCACCACCACCGCCUUCAAUGCAAGCACUGGCGUUGCAGCCUCAGCCACUGUGACCUCUCCUCCCACUGCCACCACACCCCCUCCCCCUCCACCACUCUCCCCACCAUCCACUAUCUCCACUACCACCAUCACUACCACUACAACCACAUCAGACGAAGGUCUGAAAUCGGCAAGCAGUUCGCCGUCUGACAAUGUGAUGCAGGUUGACAACGCAGUUGGCUGCACCACGGCCACAACCAUCACUACCGCCACUACGAGCAACAGCAACUGUGGUAGUAGUAAUAAUAAUGGUAGUCACAAUAGUGGCAGCGGUACGGUCAGCUGUACUACUAGUUCAUCGAGUGGGUCGUUUGACUCUGCGGACAAUAUUGAGGUCUUGUCUUGUGAUGACCUGAGGCAGUUUGUUGAGCUGUUCUACAUGCCAUUUGAACAUGGCGAAUGUGGACUGCAGCUGUUACAAGAGAUGCACUGGCUACGCAGCAACGCUAACCUGGUAGCUGAGAGCAGGGCAAAGAACGGACUGAAACCAGAGGCGGAACAAUGGCAUGAAAGGGCAAAGGCAUUCUGUGAUGGAGUGGAAAAUAUCUUCACCAUAUUUGACAAGUUCUUCAAGAUCCCCAACCGAGCCAUUGCGUACGAACUCUACCCCUAUGUCUGGGACUUGAAAAGUAUCUUCAUACUAUGCAAAGCAUACAUUCGUUGGCUUAGUUUGGGCCAUGUUCCUUACUUGUCAGUAAUGCAUCAACAAGGGACCUUAACAUGGUGCACUAGUGGCUAUAAAGAAGCUUUCACAAGUGGAGAUCAGGAACCAUGGGUGUUUCGUGGUGGUCUUCAGGCAGAAUUCCAACACAUGCUGCCAAUUGAUGGCGCUCAUGACCUUUUUUUCCUGAAACCUCCAGAACCUCCCGUCAACAAGUUUUAUACGAUACGACCGUACGUUUCAGCCGACGAGCCGGCAAUAUAUGAAGUGUGUCGUAGAACCUGCGAUGACGGAAUGGAUGGCACUGAUGUUUUUCCAGGCAUGCCAGACCUUAUAGGAGACAGACUUGUAGGUGGCUUAUUAACCAUCAACCAAGAAUACUGCUUUGUUGUCGAGGACGAAAAAGGUGUGUGUUCCUAUGCUCUCGCGGCUCUUGAUGCCAAGAUGUUCCAGCAGAGGUCACAGAAUGCAUGGAUUCCAGCCAUGUGUGAGAAAUACCCGAAACCUGUCAAAGACGAGUUGACGCCUGCAGAUGAAGUGGUACUCAGUUUUCACAACCAACCACCGUGUAUUCCAGAGAGCGUGUUCCAACGCUACCCAUCGGUGAUCCGGAUGGACAUACUGCCUGGCCGCAUCUGCGACCCGACCAUCCCGUAUCGGCUGCUGGCUGCAUGCCUGUCGGCGCUGAAGACCAACGGCUCUAUUGGUGUGUUCUGUGAACUGAACGUUGGGGACAAGUACCUGCUGGAGUUCUACAGUCGUUUGGGUUUCUUUCAGUUCCUCAACCCCGAUCUCGGUCCUGAAGACACCAUCUAUCUGGGGCGUAUCAUGUAAAGGAAUCAAACCCCAAUGAUAUACAUAUAUGUAUGUGUGUGUAUGUGUAUGUAUGUAUGUAUGUAUAUGUGUGUAUGUAUAUGUGUGUGUGUGUGUGUAUAUAUAUAUAUAUGUAUAUAUAUGUAUGUAUAUAUAU
Messenger RNA from Octopus sinensis (East Asian common octopus), 4226 nucleotides. Its product is annotated as protein O-GlcNAcase. The transcript is spliced from 15 exons. Lineage: Eukaryota; Metazoa; Mollusca; Cephalopoda; Octopoda; Octopodidae. Gene Ontology annotation, biological process: glycoprotein metabolic process. Gene Ontology annotation, molecular function: beta-N-acetylglucosaminidase activity. Bases 1163 to 4090 code for a protein of 975 amino acids. The record is from RefSeq and is a predicted model, not a curated record.